UCUUCCUCUGUCUCCCCCUCCCCACACCAAAAGCAGCAAGCAAGCGCACCGCAAAGCCAAGCUCUGCUCGAAACUCGCCCCCACCCACAAUGGCGGCUUCAGCAACGUGCUUCUUUUUCUUCGACACCGAGCCGCUCGGCGAGCCCGGCAUGCCGACGCUGGACGCGUGCGCGCUCUGCUCCAAGCCGCUGGCGCGCGACAGCGACAUCUUCAUGUACAGAGGGGAUACGCCCUUCUGCAGCGAGGAGUGCCGUGACGAGCAGAUGCAGCCCGACGCUAUCUGCUCCAGGCAGGCCGCCCGGAGGCAGCAGCGUUUUUCGUCCGGAUACGAUGCCCGGCGCUGGCAUCAGGACUCCGGGAAGGUGUCCGUCGCGAGCUAGCCGGCAAAGCUCGUAGCCCAGUAGAGUAGAGUUUGGCUUGAAUCAACGGGAUCCGAAGAAUCGCCGAUCUGGCCGGCGAUACGAACGAGAUUGGUCUCUCCGGUUUGUCUCUCGCCUGAGACGGAGAAGCGGUGAUGUAUCUAUCAAAGUUCAUGUGCUGAGGCUCCGGCCAUCUUGGUCGCCCACUGGACGCAUCCUUCUCCUGGCUCCUUUUCGCCUCUGUGUGUGUGUUUGUUUGAGGCUUGCGAUGUGAGCCGCGGUUGGUGCAAGUGCAACACAGCAACACCAUGUGUAAAUCCAAACCAUUUGGAAAUCCUCAUUUCAAAAUUUUUU
Molecule: messenger RNA, 713 nt
Organism: Triticum dicoccoides
Lineage: Eukaryota; Viridiplantae; Streptophyta; Magnoliopsida; Poales; Poaceae
Product: FCS-Like Zinc finger 2-like
Exons: 1
Coding region: 90-380 (96 amino acids)
Source: RefSeq, a predicted model, not a curated record